Molecule: messenger RNA, 3010 nt
Organism: Aplysia californica (California sea hare)
Lineage: Eukaryota; Metazoa; Mollusca; Gastropoda; Aplysiida; Aplysiidae
Exons: 5
Coding region: 296-829 (177 amino acids)
Source: RefSeq, a predicted model, not a curated record
UUCUGCAGUCCUCAGCUCGUUUUGAUCGAUACAGGACAACUCUCAAAGUGCUCCGUGAGAACGGCAGACACACAGAGAGCAGAGAGAGAGAGAAACCAGGGUUUAUUCAUUUCCCCUGUGUUCAUUUCUUUUACUUUCCCUGGGAGAUUGUUGUACUUUUCUGCCAAGUUGAAUGUCACUGUGUACUCGUUGUGUAAGAUUGUUACAGCUUCUUUGGCGUUGUUGAAGAGUUUCGGAUUUAGGAUUGUGUAAUUAUUUGAGGAAGGAGUCUCCAAACUACUCGGACAGCCGCUCAAUGUGGGCAAGGUCUGGCGACAACAAUGCUUUCGAAGAAUCGAAUGGAGGGGGCAAGAAGUUUCUCUACUCCAACCCUGUGAGCUCCAAAGCCCAGCAAGUGGAGGAUGACCAGUGGUCAUUUACCCCCAAGGCCAACAGUAAUGCUGUCACUCCCAGAGGAGGCCUGCCCCCCAUAGACCUGGACAAUGUGUGGAGUAUCAGGAACGUUGGCCUUGGCUCGGGUUCCAAAUCAGUGAGGUCCGAACCGUCCACUAUGAAGUCUCAGUCCACCGGGAAGACCACUAGUUCCAUCUACUACUCCCGGCAUGGAGGGAUGAAAGGAAGAGCAGGAAGCCCGAGAGAUACACUGACCAAUGGCAAUGCUCCAACAGGUUCUGGGACCAACUGGUCAAGUUCUGGACACAACUUUGGCCAACAGACUUCCCGGAAACAGCCUCCCACAUUUCAACUCCCUUCAGAUAGUUCGUUGCAAGACCCGAAACAAAGAUAUAAAAACCCAUCACCUUUCGCUCGAGACCUCAACGAUUUCUGAUGUAUUUUUAGAACUGAUUUUUUUUCUGGACUCUUUCUUUUUAAAUGGAUCCAAUGGGCCCUUUAUUAUCUGUAAAAAGAAAUAAAUUGUCUUGCAGUCUGUUGAAAUGAGAUGUAUGGAACUGAUAAAUGAUGCUCGAAGGGAAAAGUUUGGUAUGGAUUUAAAAAUAUAUUUUGGGGGUCAGCUGGCCUAUUUAUAGCCAAAAUGGCAUUUGCAGCUGUUGUUGAAAAGUUUUGCACUAUUCAAAAUGUUAUUUUGGCUUAAAACUUGUUUUCCUAGGACUGUCCUUAAGGUUCAUUAUAAGUGACUUAUACGCCUCAUUAUGACUGGCUACAAGACUUUAUUUUUACGCAUUGCAGUAAGUUAUUUAAUGAAGUGCCUCUGAUGUAUUCCUUUAAUAGGAUAAUGUAAGCCACCUAUUUCAUGCUUGUAAGCUCAUCAGGAGUAGUUGGAUUUUUUCAUGUUGUCUAAGGAAUCUGGUGAACCAGACCUGUUCCUUGUGGUAUGAAAUGUAUGAUGACCACUCUCUGAAACAGAUUAACUUCAGGGUUAUGCACUGCACAGAUACUAAGAUUCAUCAAUCCCUGGUUCACAGUUUCUUUAUUCAGCUCUGAUCAUGAAAAUAUUGGAUGAAAGUUUACGAGCAAUAACCUUAUCAGUUUUUUUUUUAAAUGAAACUCAUAAAAAGGGUAAGGCUUCACAUUUCCUUUCUCCUUAAAAAGCUUUGUCCCUUUUAUUUUUAUGAAAAUUUAAUCUUUUUCCUUGUUCCUCUGCUACAUCUCAAGGACAAUUCAUGGGAGACUGUUAAAAAGGUACAAAACAACCCUAUACGCAUGCAGUUGCUCUGGUUCAUGUUAAAAUUCAAAGUGCGAAGUUCUGUGGCCCUCAGGAAUCAACAUGUCAUUUUUUACCUUGCUCUUCAGUAUUUAUGCUGGGCCUGACAUUUGAUAUUUUGAUAUAGGAUUUAGUCUGACAGUGAACUCUACAUGUCCAUGGGACUUGAUUGUGUUUUGUCAUUGUUUAUCAAGACUAGGUGCUAGAUCUUGCCUGUCUUAGGAUCAGAGGCAUAAAUAAUUGGAAUUUAAGAAUGCCAGUUCGUAUAGUGACUAUGCUUUCUUAAACCUGACAUGAAACAAGAAACCUGCUUCAUGUUAGGCGAGUACCUUGCACUUGUGCACUUGAGCCCUCUACCCUCUCUAUUGAACUUUUGAUUUGGGUUGCAAAUAGAUAAUUCCUGAUCAGUUGUCCCUGGAUAUUGCCCUGAGUUAGAUGAUCAGCUGUGAACUUGCCAACUGUACCGAAUGCAUCAUGAUAUGAGAGUCCUAUCACAUGCAAUGCUGAAAAACCAGUCCUACAUGGUGUAAUUUUGUUCUUUGUUAUGUAAUCUAUUGCUGUAACGUUGGGUAUCCCUGAUUGGGCUUUGAAAAAGUUGGCAAGCCUGGACAGGAUUGGGCUCAUCUGCCAAGGUAGCUGUUAUAUGAGUCUUUCAUUAAAAGCUAAAAACGAGACUGUAAACUUCGACUUUUAACAUUUAAUUUUGCAUUUUAUAUAGUCUUCAUGUCUCUGGUUAGUGGGACACUUUUUGUCUUUCUGCUUCCUAAAAUUGACAUGGAGCUUGUGGUUCUCAAGUAAUAAGGCAAGUCUUAAGGUGCCUGUAUUUGACGGACAUCUAGUUAUAACAACUUUUUUUUUCACAUAAUUGUCAGAAUUUGGGUAUUUACAUUAGAUUUGUUGUUUUGGUCAUUCUAUUUCUGUAUUUGUAAAGAAAAAUGACAUGGAAAGAUGUUUCAUUAUAACUGUUUUGAAUACUAUUAUUUCUGGUCAAAUUUUUAGCAGUUAUCCUCCUAAUUGUCCAUUGAAUUGACAUGUCUGUCUCUUUGUUAAGAAAGAUUAUGUGAAAGGGAAUUUUGAAACCUGUUCUACAAUAUACUUUAAGUGAUUAACUGUUUUUAAAAAAACAGUAUUUGUGUGAUGUGAAGCAAAAUGGAGAAAAUGCUAAUAUAAAGGUGUACUCAUGCUUUAUAUUUUUGUAGCUUGAGUAUGUUAAGGAAAGAUGAAGGAAAUAAGGAGAUUGAUUGAAAGGAAAUGAAUGUCAGGGUACGGUGAAGGAGGAAGGGGGAGACUGUGAGAGAGAGAGAUAGAGUAAGAAAGAGAGAUGAUAGAUAAAGGUACCAAAACAGA